AUGCGAAGUGCGCAGGUGGCUCGCAGUAUUAGCUCCUUGGCGCAGGAUGGCGGAGGACACGACCCGAGAUUCAAGUACCCACCUAACUCCUCGUUCUGCACUUGUGGUGAUUCACACAAUGCUGCGCAUGAAGCUCCGAACAUCUGGGAAGAUCUCGUCGCUAAGAAGCUUAAUGCCACUGGCACCGCGUGCCGUCCUCCAACAGUGGAGACGCCUCAAGAUGCGGUUAGCGUGAAGCGUGCUGCUGUCGUCGCUCGGAGAGACGACCACAAUCCCUUCUUCCAGAUAUCGGGCAUCCUCAACGCGUGGAUCAUGAUGAAAGUCCUCGGCUGGGACAGCGGCUCCACUCAGCUCGUGACACUUGAUCGAGCACUACCGUCCCCCGUCGAUGAACUACGACACGCCAUGCUAGGGCCCGAUCAUCCAAUAGUCGGCGGUAACGAGCUUCAACAGCAUGGCGUGCGCUUUGAGACGGUGUUGCUGGCUCCGUACGAGGCGCGAGGGCCGAUGAUGAGCCACUUGCAGAUUACGCGACUUGCAAGACCCCAUCAAUGUGUGCUCGCGGGCAUUCGCGUCGCCAGCAGAUACGUUGGCGAAUAA
This is a messenger RNA of Phytophthora sojae, 600 nucleotides long. RefSeq lists its product as hypothetical. The transcript has a single exon. Bases 1 to 600 code for a protein of 199 amino acids. Lineage: Eukaryota; Oomycota; Peronosporomycetes; Peronosporales; Peronosporaceae. The record is from RefSeq and is a predicted model, not a curated record.